AUGGCGUCCGCAUCCGUCGCUGCUCCAGCCCGCAGCCUCGCGCAGCGCGGCAAGAAGCCCGCAUUUACUGGCAAGACAACCAGAAUCAAGUUCACCAUCGAUUGCCAGAAGCCUGUUGAUGAUAAUAUUCUCGAGGCAAAGGGGCUGGAGAAUUUCCUACGGAGCCGGAUUAAGGUCGCUGGUAAACUUAACAACCUCCGGGAAAAGAUUGAGGUGUCCCGAGAGAAGGCGAAGGUCUGUGUCACUGCAGAGCUGCCCUUCUCAAAGCGUUACCUCAAGUAUUUGGUGAAGAAGUACUUGAAAAAGCAUAUGUUGCGUGACUUCCUUCGGGUUGUUGCAAACAACAAGACGUCAUAUGAGCUUAGAUACUUCCAGAUGCCUCAAGAGGACGAAGAGACAGCAUGA
Messenger RNA from Cyclospora cayetanensis, 405 nucleotides. Its product is annotated as 60S ribosomal protein L22. Gene Ontology annotation, molecular function: RNA binding; structural constituent of ribosome. Gene Ontology annotation, cellular component: ribosome. Bases 1 to 405 code for a protein of 134 amino acids. Lineage: Eukaryota; Apicomplexa; Conoidasida; Eucoccidiorida; Eimeriidae. The record is from RefSeq and is a predicted model, not a curated record. Gene Ontology annotation, biological process: cytoplasmic translation. The transcript is spliced from 3 exons.